AUGUCUGCGGUGGACUCGCCCAUAACACCUACCGAUUCCCGGGCUGGGACAAUCCAGCCCGAGUCGACCGUGCCCUCUUCGCCGAUGACCGAGCCUACCGAUCAGGACCCGAAAGAUCCCUUGGAGAAGGAUACGGAUGCGGAGAAACAUGAAGAUGGAGGGAAAGAAACAAGCGUGCUGAAUGGCGACGCCACAGAGGCGACUGAAGAUGCGGACGAUACAGAAGGCAUGGAUGUCAAGGCAAAGGCCUUGAUGCACCUUCUCAAGACGAGCUCGGUCUUUGUUGCCAUCAUGUCGGAAAAGAUGAAGAAACAACAGGAAGAGGCUAGGCAACGGGCCGCCACCCAGAAACGAGAUGCCACCGAACAAAAGCCCAAGCCAAAGCCCGCAGCGAGUACUCGACGCGAAACUCGAAAUAAAGUCAAAGAGGAACACACUGCCGAGGAAACUACCGGAGAUGAACCUGUCGCGAAGCGAAGAGGCCGCCCUCGCAAGAGCGGAGCCAAUGGGAACACAAUUUCCAGCUACUUUCAGAAAGCCGAUGUCAAAGUUGAAGAGGAUAAUCCCACUGUUCAAGAGGCACUUGAGCAGGCAGCGGAGGAUUAUGAGGCCAAUCCGACUGCUCUUGGUGAACAAGAGCUUGUCGCCACCCAGCAGCCAGCUCUGGUAACCGGCGGCAAGAUGCGCACCUACCAAUUGGAGGGCCUGGAGUGGAUGAAGACCCUCUGGAUGAAUGGACUUUGCGGUAUUCUUGCAGACGAGAUGGGUCUAGGCAAGACCGUACAGUCUAUUUCAAUGAUUGCUUUCUUGAAAGAGAACAAUGUCUCGGGUCCUUACCUUAUUGCAGCGCCGCUUAGUACCUUGAGCAACUGGAUUGACGAGUUCAAGAGAUGGACUCCCGACAUUAAGACUGUUCUUUAUCACGGCACUAAAGAGGAGCGCGCGGCCAUUAGAAAUAAGCACAUGAAACCGCGUGAUCAGGGAAAGAUGGAUUUCCCGGUCAUCUGUACAUCUUACGACAUUUGCAUCAAUGAUUCAAAGUUUCUUGGACAGUACCAGUGGAGGUACAUUGUGGUGGAUGAGGGCCAUCGCCUCAAGAACAUGAAUUGCAAGCUCAUCAAAGAAUUAAUGACAUACAACUCUGCUAAUCGAUUGCUCAUUACUGGCACGCCAUUGCAAAACAACAUUUCUGAGCUAUGGUCGCUCUUACAUUUCUUGCUUCCUGAGGUUUUCAAUGAUCUGAAGAGCUUCGAAAGCUGGUUCGACUUCUCUUCUGUUUUAGAUGAUUCGGGCAAGGCAGAAGUCAUCGAGCGCCGGAAGCGCAACUUGGUGACUACCAUGCAUUCCAUCUUGAAGCCGUUCCUCCUACGACGUGUCAAGACCGACGUGGAGCACUCUCUACCCAAGAAGCGAGAGUACAUUCUGUAUGCUCCGCUUACUCCUGAACAGAAAGAGCUUUACAGAGAGAUUUUGAGUGGCACCGGACGUCAAUAUCUUGAAGGAAAGGCUUUAGAGCGUCUAACAGCCAAGAGCUCUACCCCUACUCGCUCUAGCAGCCUGAAGCGUCGUCGCAGCAGUGAUGGAUCAGAGACGCCCAAUAAGAGUCGGCGCACAGCUCGAGACAGCGAGCCAGCCAGCGGCACGGCUUCAGCCAGACGGCGCAGAGGACCUCAGAGUUACAAGGAUAUUAGCGACCGAGAGUUUAAUUCUAAGCUGCGGAAGCUUGAACAAGGAGUCGAGGACGAAGAAGAGGAGUUAGACGAGCCGAACGAUUCCGAGAUUGAGGAGAUUGAGCGGGCAAACAAUCUCAAGCUUGCAAAGAAAGAAAUCAGCCAAAAGAAGAUGAUGAAUCCCAUCAUGCAAGCCCGCCUGGCCUGCAACUCUCCCCACAACUUCUACUGGCCUUGGAUGGACGAAUCCUCGACAGUGGACGAAACCCUUGUAACUGCGUCCGGCAAGAUGCUUCUCCUUGACCGUCUAGUACCCUAUCUCUUCAAAAAGGGACACAAGAUUCUCAUCUUCUCCCAGUUCAAGACACAGCUCGACAUCCUUCAGGACUGGGCGACGCAACUACGCAACUGGCCUUGCUGCCGCAUCGACGGCGCAAUCGCCCAGGCCGACCGACAGGCGCAAAUCAAGGCAUUCAAUACGGACAAGAAGCACAAGAUCUUCCUGCUUAGCACUCGUGCUGGUGGACAAGGCAUUAACCUCGUCGCUGCGGAUACAGUCAUUCUUUUCGACUCUGACUGGAACCCACAACAAGAUCUCCAAGCUCAGGACCGAGCACACCGCAUCGGACAGACCAAGCCCGUGAUCGUGUACAGACUCGCGACCAAGGGCACCGUCGAGCAGACUCUUCUCGAGAAAGCAGAUGCCAAGCGUCGUCUUGAACGUCUGGUCAUUCAGAAGGGCAAGUUCCGGUCUCUCCUCGACACUGGUAGUGCCCAUGACGUUGAAGAAUUGAGGAAGGCCCUCGGCGAAGAUGAAUUCGAGCGCUUCGAAACAGGCGCUGAUCCCGCGGCUAUUCUUUCGGAUGAGGAUCUUCAGAUCCUUACGGAUCGGAGCGAGGAGGCUUAUGUCCGAGCUGAAAAGGGUCUUGGACAGAGUGGACCGGCUUUUGUUUCUGUUGAAACUAAGCGUGAUGCUGGCGAGUCUUUGAUGUCCUAA
Molecule: messenger RNA, 2667 nt
Organism: Penicillium cataractarum
Lineage: Eukaryota; Fungi; Ascomycota; Eurotiomycetes; Eurotiales; Aspergillaceae
Product: putative SNF2 family helicase/ATPase PasG
Exons: 4
Coding region: 1-2667 (888 amino acids)
Biological process (GO): negative regulation of gene expression via chromosomal CpG island methylation; DNA methylation-dependent constitutive heterochromatin formation; lymphocyte proliferation
Cellular component (GO): nucleus; pericentric heterochromatin
Molecular function (GO): ATP binding; ATP-dependent chromatin remodeler activity; chromatin binding
Source: RefSeq, a predicted model, not a curated record